CCCCGAAAGUUUUCAUGCUCUUGGCUAUUUUCUCCUCGUCUUCCUCGCCCCCGGCCGCCAGGCGACUCCGUCAUCUGAAGGCUAUUUUAUCCUCAUCUGCGUUCACUAUCGCUUCCAACCUUCACAAUUGAGAGAGAAACUUGAAGCAGCAGUAGAAAAAGAUGGGAGAAAGAAAAGUCUUGAAUAAGUAUUACCCUCCAGAUUUUGACCCCUCAAAGCUUCCUAGGGUUCGAAGACCCAAAAAUCAACAGAUCAAGGUUCGCAUGAUGCUUCCUAUGAGCAUCAGAUGCAAUACUUGUGGGAAUUAUAUCUAUAAGGGCACCAAGUUCAACUCACGAAAGGAGGAUGUUAUCGGCGAGGUUUCAUUUUCUACUUCUUUGCAGACGUAUCUGGGAAUUCAAAUAUUCAGGUUUUACUUUAAAUGCACAAAGUGCUCAGCUGAGCUGACGAUUAAGACCGAUCCACAAAAUUCUGAUUAUGUUGUGGAAUCCGGGGCAACGAGGAAUUUUGAACCCUGGCGUGCAGAGGAUGAGGAUGAAGAAAAAUUGAAACAGAAGAGGGAAGCUGAAGAGAUGGGAGAUGCUAUGAAAUCCCUAGAAAACAGAACUUUGGACUCCAAGAGGGAUGACAUUCUAGCAGCUCUUGAUGAGAUGAAGUCUAUGAAGGUACUUCAUGCUACUGUCUCUGUUGACUCAAUGCUGGAGGCCUUGCAACGCACAGCUGCUGACAAGCUGCAGAGACUUUUUGAAGAGGAAGAGGUUUUGAAGUGCUAG
This is a messenger RNA of Neltuma alba, 773 nucleotides long. RefSeq names its product splicing factor YJU2-like. Gene Ontology annotation, cellular component: U2-type catalytic step 1 spliceosome. The record is from RefSeq and is a predicted model, not a curated record. NCBI's taxonomy places the organism in Eukaryota, Viridiplantae, Streptophyta, Magnoliopsida, Fabales, Fabaceae. Gene Ontology annotation, biological process: mRNA splicing, via spliceosome.